Molecule: messenger RNA, 3901 nt
Organism: Choloepus didactylus (southern two-toed sloth)
Lineage: Eukaryota; Metazoa; Chordata; Mammalia; Pilosa; Megalonychidae
Gene: ABCB4
Product: ATP binding cassette subfamily B member 4
Exons: 27
Coding region: 1-3846 (1281 amino acids)
Biological process (GO): transmembrane transport
Cellular component (GO): membrane
Molecular function (GO): ATP hydrolysis activity; ABC-type transporter activity; ATP binding
Source: RefSeq, a predicted model, not a curated record
AUGGAUCUUGAGGCGGGAAGAAACGGAACAGCUCGGCACCCCAAGGAAACGGAGGGCGACUUUGAACUGGGCAGCAACAGCAACCAAGACAGGAAAAAAAUGAAGAAAGUGAAUUUGAUUGGACCAUUGACAUUGUUUCGAUACUCUGAUUGGCAGGAUAAAUUAUUUAUGUCCCUGGGCACCAUCAUGGCCAUAGCUCACGGAUCAGGUCUCCCCCUCUUGAUGAUAGUAUUUGGAGAAAUGACAGAUAGCUUUGUUAAAAAUACAGGAAACUUCUCCUUAAAAGUGAAUUUUUCAUUGUCGCUGUUAAAUCCAGGCAGAAUUCUGGAAAAAGAAAUGACCAGAUAUGCAUAUUACUACUCAGGCUUAGGUGCUGGAGUUCUUGUUGCUGCCUACAUACAAGUUUCUUUUUGGACUUUAGCAGCUGGCCGACAGAUUAAGAAAAUUAGGCAAAAGUUUUUUCAUGCUAUUCUUCGGCAGGAAAUAGGCUGGUUUGACAUCAACGACACCACUGAACUCAAUACUCGGCUAACAGAUGACAUCUCCAAAAUCAGUGAAGGAAUUGGUGACAAGGUUGGAAUGUUCUUUCAAGCAGUAGCCACGUUUUUUGCAGGAUUCAUAGUGGGGUUCAUCAGAGGAUGGAAGCUCACCCUUGUGAUAAUGGCCAUCAGCCCUAUCCUGGGACUCUCUGCAGCUGUUUGGGCAAAGAUACUCUCAGCAUUUAGUGACAAAGAACUGGCUGCAUAUGCAAAAGCAGGUGCUGUGGCCGAAGAGGCACUGGGGGCUAUCAGGACGGUGAUAGCUUUUGGAGGCCAGAACAAAGAGCUGGAGAGGUACCAGAAACAUUUAGAAGAUGCCAAAAAGAUUGGAAUUAAAAAAGCUAUUUCAGCAAACAUUUCAAUGGGCAUUGCCUUCCUGUUAAUAUACGCAUCAUAUGCACUGGCCUUCUGGUAUGGAUCCACUCUAGUCAUAUCAAAAGAAUAUACUAUUGGAAAUACAAUGACAGUCUUUUUUUCAAUCCUAAUUGGAGCUUUUAGCGUUGGACAGGCUGCCCCAUGUAUUGAUGCUUUUGCUAAUGCAAGAGGAGCAGCAUAUGCUAUCUUUAAUAUUAUUGAUAAUAAUCCUAAAAUUGACAGUUUUUCAGAGAGAGGACACAAACCAGACAGCAUCAAAGGGAAUUUGGAGUUCAAUGAUGUUCAUUUUUCUUAUCCAUCUCGAGCUAAUGUCAAGAUCUUGCAGGGCCUCAACCUGAAGAUUCAGAGUGGGCAGACAGUAGCCCUGGUUGGGAGCAGUGGCUGUGGGAAAAGUACGACAGUGCAGCUAAUACAGAGGCUCUAUGACCCUGAUGAGGGUACGAUUAAUAUUGAUGGGCAGGAUAUUAGGACCUUUAAUGUAAGGUAUCUGAGGGAAAUAAUUGGAGUGGUGAGUCAAGAGCCAGUACUAUUUUCUACCACAAUUGCUGAAAAUAUUCGUUAUGGCCGUGGAAAUGUAACCAUGAAUGAGAUAAAGAAAGCUGUUAUAGAAGCCAAUGCCUAUGAAUUUAUCAUGAAAUUACCACAGAAAUUUGACACUCUGGUUGGAGAGAGAGGGGCCCAGCUGAGUGGUGGACAGAAACAGAGAAUUGCCAUCGCAAGAGCCCUGGUUCGCAACCCCAAGAUCCUCCUGCUGGACGAGGCCACGUCAGCCUUGGACACUGAGAGUGAAGCUGAGGUACAAGCAGCUCUAGAUAAGGCCAGAGAAGGCCGGACCACUAUCGUGAUAGCACACCGGCUAUCUACAAUCCGAAAUGCAGAUAUCAUUGUCGGGUUUGAGGAUGGAGUUGUAGUGGAGCAAGGAAGCCACAGUGAACUGAUGAAGAAGGAAGGGGUGUACUUCAAACUUGUCAGCAUGCAGACAUCAGGAAACCAGAUCCAGUCAGAAAAAUCUGAUGUUGAUCUAAAUGAUGAAAUGGCUGCCACUGGUAUGGCCCCCAAUGGCUGGAAACCUCGCAUAUUUAGGAAUUCAACUCGUAAAAGCCUUAGAAAUUCACGAAUGCACCAGAAUGGCCUUGAUGUGGAAAGCAAUGAACUUGAUGCAAAUGUGCCAUCAGUAUCUUUUUUGAAGGUUCUGAAACUGAAUAAAACAGAAUGGCCCUACUUUGUGGUAGGAACAGUAUGUGCCAUUGCUAACGGGGCACUUCAGCCAGCAUUUGCAGUCAUAUUCUCAGAGAUAUUAGCGAUUUUUGGACCAGGGGACGAUGAAGUGAAGCAGCAGAAGUGCAACAUGUUCUCAUUACUUUUUUUAGGUCUGGGAAUUAUUUCUUUUUUCACUUUCUUCCUUCAGGGCUUCACGUUUGGGAAAGCUGGAGAGAUCCUCACCACCAGGCUUCGGUCGAUGGCUUUUAAAGCAAUGCUGAGACAGGACAUGAGCUGGUUUGAUGAUCAUAAAAACAGUACUGGUGCACUUUCUACAAGACUUGCAACGGAUGCAUCCCAAGUCCAAGGAGCCACAGGAACCAGGUUGGCUUUAAUUGCACAAAAUACAGCUAACCUUGGAACUGGUAUUAUCAUAUCAUUCAUCUAUGGCUGGCAGUUAACCCUUUUGUUGUUAUCAGUUGUCCCGAUUAUUGCUGUAUCAGGAAUUGUUGAAAUGAAAAUGUUGGCUGGAAAUGCCAAAAGAGAUAAAAAAGAACUGGAAACUGCUGGAAAGAUUGCAACAGAGGCAAUAGAAAAUAUAAGGACAGUUGUAUCCUUGACCCAGGAAAGAAAAUUUGAAUCGAUGUAUGUCGAUAAAUUGUACGGGCCUUACAGGAAUUCUGUGCGGAAGGCACACAUCUAUGGAAUUACUUUUAGUAUUUCACAAGCAUUUAUGUAUUUUUCCUAUGCUGGUUGUUUUCGAUUCGGGGCCUAUCUCGUAGUGAAUGGACAUAUGCGCUUCCGAGAUGUUAUUAUGGUGUUUUCAGCUAUGGUGUUUGGUGCAGUGGCUCUAGGACACGCUAGUUCGUUUGCUCCAGACUAUGCCAAAGCCAAGCUGUCUGCAGCCCACUUAUUCAUGCUGUUUGAAAGACAACCUUUGAUUGAUAGCUACAGUGAAGAGGGGCUGAGGCCUGUUAAGUUUGAAGGAAAUGUGACAUUUAAUGAAGUCAUGUUCAACUAUCCCACUCGGCCAAAAGUGCCAGUGCUUCAGGGGCUGAGCCUCGAGGUGAAGAAGGGGCAGACACUGGCCCUCGUGGGCAGCAGUGGCUGCGGGAAAAGCACAGUGGUCCAGCUCCUCGAGCGGUUCUACGACCCCAUGGGCGGAACAGUGCUCCUAGAUGGUCAAGAAGCAAAAAAACUCAAUGUCCAGUGGCUCAGAGCCCAACUUGGAAUUGUGUCCCAGGAGCCCAUACUGUUUGACUGCAGCAUUGCUGAGAAUAUUGCCUAUGGAGACAACAGCCGGGUCGUAUCACAGGAUGAGAUUGUGAAAGCAGCCAAAGAAGCCAACAUACAUCCUUUCAUCGAGAUGUUACCCCAUAAAUAUGAAACACGAGUAGGAGAUAAGGGGACUCAGCUCUCAGGAGGUCAAAAACAGAGGAUUGCCAUUGCCCGAGCCCUCAUCAGACAUCCCCAAAUCCUGUUGUUGGACGAGGCUACAUCAGCUCUGGAUACUGAAAGUGAAAAGGUUGUCCAAGAAGCCCUGGACAAAGCCAGGGAAGGCCGCACCUGCAUCGUGAUCGCUCACCGCCUCUCCACCAUCCAGAAUGCAGACUUAAUAGUCGUGUUUCAGAACGGCAGAGUCAAGGAGCGUGGCACGCACCAGCAGCUGCUGGCUCAGAAGGGCAUCUAUUUUUCAAUGGUGAAUGUUCAGGCUGGGACACAGAACUUAUGAUGAACUCUUGUUAGAGUGUAUCUUAGAAAUAAAUUUAAAUCAUUUUACAACUUUC